Lindgomyces ingoldianus is the source of this 2055-nucleotide messenger RNA. RefSeq lists its product as uncharacterized. The transcript has 3 exons. Bases 115 to 1737 code for a protein of 540 amino acids. Lineage: Eukaryota; Fungi; Ascomycota; Dothideomycetes; Pleosporales; Lindgomycetaceae. The record is from RefSeq and is a predicted model, not a curated record.
GUCGCCGUCAUCUUUCACAAGCGCGCCACCUUGGACUCCCGCGCAAACAACUUGUCGUCUCCCGUACCUUGUCCUCUGCCCUUGUUCUAUCUGCGACUCCUCUACACUAUUGCCAUGGCCAACUACGGCGGAUACCAGCCAUACCCCAACUAUGGCGCCCCUAACAACUACGCGCCGAGCCCUCGACCACCAACGAAUAAUCCCGCUAUCCCCCCUCCGUACCCAUCUGCGUCGUACUCAUCGCCCUCCCCAAAUCCAAUCUCGGCUGGAUCCUACUCACCCUACCCGCAGUUACAGCCUGGAUACAACAGACCCCCACCUGCGCCUCCAGGGCUGUCGGGCUAUCCACCAUACCAACAACAACAACAGCAACAACAACCAUAUGGACAACAGCCGCCACAGCAAUACGGAUAUGGUGGCCAGCAGCAGCCACAGCCAUAUGGAGGCCAACUAGGCUAUGGACAACAGGCACAAGGACAAUACGGCCAAUAUGGACAACCACCGCAAGGCCAAUACGGCGCACCACCGCAGCAGGUUCAGGCUGGUCCCGCCGAAAUUGCCGCCUACAAGCAGUUGCUGCAGAGCUGCAUCCAGGAGAAGCAGCUCCAGACCUUCUAUCCACCAAACUCUCCUAUGCUCGAUCAGAUUGCUAGCCGUGCCCCAGCCUUGAUCAACCAGGUUAUUCAGCGUUGGCGCAUCGCCAAGGAGGUUGCAAAUGAUAUUGUCAAGCUUGCCUUGUACGAUAUUGUCUUGUAUAUCGACGAUAGUGGUUCCAUGCAAUUUGAGGAAGAAGGCAGCCGUAUCAAGGAUCUUAGGUUAAUCCUUGAGCGCGUCUCCUUCGCUGCCACCUUGUUUGACGCCGAUGGGAUCUCCGUUCGAUUCAUGAACACCGACCUCGCCCAGGUCCGCGAUCAGGGCGGCCGACCACUCCAAGAUGGUGUUGCCAACGAGUCUCAGAUUGAGACCAUCAUGCGUGGAGUGCAGUUCAAGGGACUGACUCCUAUGGGCACCUCUCUCAGGCAGAAGGUCAUUGAUGGAAUUGUCAUGCAGAAGGCAUCCUCCGGUCAGCUUCGAAAGCCUAUCUUGGUUAUCACCAUCACGGAUGGGCAACCAGCCGGCGAGCCCCAGAACGCCGUUUUCGACACCAUUCGCUAUGCGUUUGACACUCUCCAACAACGAUUCCCGCAGUAUGGACGUGGCGCGCUUGCCUUCGAGUUUGCGCAAGUCGGAAACGAUGAGAUGGCGAAGAAGUUCCUUGGGAAGCUUGAUGAGGAUUCUCAAAUUGGUCUCAUGGUUGAUUGCACGUCGAACUUCGAGAACGAACAAGAGGAAAUGGCCCGUGCCAAUCCACCCGUCGACCUCACGCCCGACCUCUGGAUCGUCAAACUCCUCCUCGGAGCCAUCGACGCCUCCUACGACACUAAAGACGAGAAGACGAACCGUCCUGCCGGCGGUGCUCCGGGAGGAUACGGUGCUCCUCCUCAGCAAUACGGUGCCCCCCAAGGAUACGGUGCUCCUCCACCUGGACAAUAUGGCGCGCCGCCGCAACCAGGCGGAUAUGGUGCCCCUCAACAGGGUUAUGGAGCGCCUCCGCAACAAGGUGGAUAUGGAGCGCCUCCCCCCGGACAGUAUCCGGGACAGGGACAGUAUCCGCAACAAGGAGGUCGUGGUGGUGGUCCCGGCGGAUAUCCAGGUCAGCAGCCCUAUGGACAGCCGCCGCCACCUGGACGGUAUUAGAGUGAAAGGUAGAUGGUCUGGUUUUGGCCUAGGCUAUUAUCGAUGGGGGUGUGCUCUUUGGGGUGAUUUGUACACGGUUGUUUAUUUUCUAGGCUCUGGUUGAUGCGGAGCACGGAAUGGAAAGGAAAGCAAUCGGUGGUUAAAAAUCAUGAAUUUCACUUAUCUUUUCGAUGGAUGAAUGGGUGGUUUUAUGGCUUUCCUAAACCUUGUUCUCUUCCGUGAUAUGGUGGUUUAUUACCAUCUCAAGAACAAUGAUGGGGAUUGGGAUGCCAUAUGGUAAUUAUGGUAGUAAAUGAAUGACUCGAUGAAAAUUCUGGA